CAUAGUUCUUAGUCCCCCAGCAAAUGUUCUACUAAGGACUAGGAAGCUGUUCCACUAAAAGAUCUUGGAACAUGGAGGAGCUCAAAUUCAGAGGACGGAAAAGAGAAGGGAGACACAGGGAUACUUGGGAUCCAUUCCAGUUGAAUCCCAUUGGCGCUGAGAAAGAGGAGAAGAGAAGAUGCUUCGUGUUGUUCCAGCACCUUGUGGCAGGUUUCGUAGGGAUCAUGGUCCUUUCCAGUGCCGUCAUCAGCAAGGGCUCUCUGCUCGUCCUGAUUACGCUCGCAAGCCCCACAUCGACCAGGACCCCUAAGGAAAGACAGUACUACAUGCUGUUGCUGAUGUUUUCUCUGGUGGUGCCCAACCUCCUUGUGUUCCUUAAGUCAUUGUGGAAAUGUGCCUUCAAGACUUUUGUCCCGCCGAACCUGAAGACCAUGGGAAUUGUGUGUUUGAUUGAAUGCCUGGUGUCUCUGGGGACCUCGGUUCUGGUACUGGUAGUAAUGCCCCAGUUUGACGUGCUCACCAACCUGUUCAUCUCUGGGGGAGUCUGCAUCCUUUCCUCUGUUCUACAGAUAGUAUUUCGCCUGCAAAGGGAGAACUGGAAGAUCAUCUUUCCCAUUUGUUCCCUUAUGCUUAUCCUGACCGGCUACUUUCUGCUGGGGGCAGACUAUUAUGUUAGGGUAACCUCUUAUGUCUCAAACCAGGGAGUGGACUGUUACUGGUAUGUCGGCAUUGCGGUUCUAUCCUCCUUUCUGGUUUCUCUGACCUGGUGGGAAAACCCAGUGCAGGCGAGCAACAACAUGCAAGAGAUGCUGACAGAGCUGGAGAACUUCAGAGACUUUGUGUUUGUGAUAUCCAGUCUCCUGAGGGUAGUAGUCAUUGGUGCUGUGUACCUUGUCUAUCAUAAAUUGAUAAAGAAUAACAUUGUAUGGUCAGAUUUCAGUUUCACUCCCAAGGCCGACGAUGACCCAUAUAUGACCGCAAGGCUCAAUGAGACCCUCGAAAUUGGUCUCAUCGUCCUUUUCUUACAAGCCUUUUUCUCUGCUGCGUGCCAUUGGUUUGGCGUGGUGGCUUGUAAGAUCCACUCCGUGCGAAUGAGCUUCGCCUUCCCUGUCUGUUUCACCGGACCCGCCGUUCUCAUUCUCGGCAUGAUUCUUUUCGUGACGCAGUCGCAAGAAUUCGUCGGGACUGACAGAACGUCGAUCAUAGGCUUCUGCUCAAGCUUAGCUGAACUGAGCUCCAGGAACGACAGCGCGGUCGUGAUACUGGAGAUCACCAAGAGCAUCUGCAGGACUUCUCUGAACAGCCAUUACUGGACCUGGCCUUUCAGCUUACUUGCACUGGAAGGUGCUUGCAUGUGGCUGGGCCUCAUCACCUGCACCUACUAUGUGUGGAACUUCAAGGUUCAGCGGAUUGAACGCACAACUGAGCUGUUUGUGCGACGCCUCUAUGAGUCUGCCUUCAUUGACCUGUCUCUUCUUCUGAACACCAGGAUGAAGAUUGUGCGAACAAGGAACAAUGAGAGUUGUGCUGUUGAUGACGUGGAGAAUUGUGUAAUUUACCUCUGUGCAACAAUGUGGCAUGAGACCUACGACGAGAUGCUAAAGAUCCUGACAUCCAUGUUCAGGUUGGACCGGUACCGAGGUGACCCAAAAGAGGAGCACAAAGAUGUGUUUGACUUUGAGUGCCACAUAUUUGUAGACGACGCAUUCAUGAUCGAAAAGGCAACGGGCAAAAAGUUCAUCAAUGAAUAUGUGACCGAUCUCAUUCACGUAGUCAUAGAGGUGUACAGGGUAUUCACUAAUAAGGAGCCAGAUGACGUGUCCAUUAUCGAGACUCCGUAUGGUGGCCGAUUAUUGUUCGUGAUGCCCGAGGGAAACAUGCUGUCUAUCCACCUCAAAGACAAACAGCUGAUCCGGAACAAGAAGAGAUGGUCCCAGAUCAUGUACCUGUAUUAUCUACUCGGGUGGAAAGGAUACAUUGUCAAGAAUCCUCAGAAGAUAACGAGACAGAACAACCCGUGCUGUGCCAGUCUCAUAUCACUGGACGGCGAGAGUUUCCUGCUGCCGCAGUAUGACAACGACAGUAAGAGGAAACACAUCUCAGACGACAACACCUACAUCAUGGCCCUGGAUGGGGACACAGACUUCCAUCCCUCAGCCCUGAUCCUGCUCGUGGAUCGACUGCGGAAGUACGACAAUGUGGGCGCCGCGUGCGGACGAAUCCACCCGACAGGAAUGGGACCAAUGGUGUGGUAUCAGAAAUUUGAGUAUGCCGUUGGUCACUGGCUCCAGAAAACAGCAGAGCACGUGUUUGGCUCAGUCCUCUGCAGCCCGGGCUGCUUCAGCUUGUUCAGAGGGUCGGCUCUGAUGGACGACAACGUGCUCAAGAGAUACACCACCACUGCAACCCAUGCAUCAGAAUAUGUCCAGUAUGAUCAAGGUGAGGACCGCUGGCUGUGCACCCUCCUCCUACAGCAGGGCUGGCGGGUGGAGUACAACGCCGCGUCGGACGCCUACACCAACUCCCCUCAGGAGUUCAAAGAGUUCUACAACCAGAGGCGCCGCUGGGGGCCGUCCACUCUGGCCAACACCCUGGACCUCCUGCACAGCGGCAAUGAGACGGUCAAAAGGAACGCCUCCAUCUCCAGGCUCUACAUCUUCUACCAAAUAUUCACCGUCGGAUCCUCCAUUCUUGGCCCUGCCUCCGUGUCUCUGAUGAUAGCUGGUGCUAUCCAGUUCGUGUUCGGAAUUGAAGGAACUCUGUCGAUCAUCAUAUCAGUAAUCCCACCAACUUUCUACAUGUUAAUUUGCUUUUGGGCAAAGCCAAACAUCCAGAUAACCAUUGCAGCCAUUAUGAGUGUGUUGUACGCCUUCCUGAUGUUAGCAUCAUUCUUCGCCAUCAUUGGUGACAUGGCUAAGCAGGGAACUUUCAUCACCCCAACUGGCCUGUUCCUGGUGUCCAUGUCUACCAUGUACCUGGUGACCGCCAUUCUUCAUCCCCAGGAGUUCAGCAUGAUCAUCUACGGUCUCAUGUACUUCAUCUGUAUCCCCAGUGGCUACCUCCUGCUUACAAUCUACUCCCUGGUCAACAUGCACAUUGUCACAUGGGGCACUCGAGAGACAAACAAGGAAAAAGAAGAGAAGAAGUCCCAGAACGUCCUCUGUGAUCGCAAUUGCCAGAUUUGCUGUUGGGAUAUGAAACUACAAGUCACCCAAGAGACGGACAACCUGAUGCUCCAGCAACUCCAGCAGGCUGUCAAUCCAAACGCGGAAGUCACUGAGCCAGUGGUUCAUGAACCGAUACCCAAUACCAAGGAACUCAAAAGCAAUAAACCAAAAAAGAAAAAGAACACACUUCCCGAGACUUCAGAUUGCAAAAGAGACACAAAAGACAGCGACUCCGAAUCUAAUACAAGCUUUGAAGAUAGUGAUCACAGCAUUCCAAAAAAGGAGAGUGCUUACUCAAGCAUUGAAGAUGACAAUGAUGAUGAUAAUCUACUUUAUGAGGGUUCACUUUAUAGCGGCUUUACUGAGGAAGAAAGAGAAGAAAUCCCUGAAAGUGACUGGGUCCAGCCUGUCAAGCAAGAGUUCCUGAAGAAAUUGACUUACGCGAACAUGAAAAGGAACCUUCAGGAGCAGAUACGCUACACCUUGAGGAACAAGAACCAGGAGGACGUGUGUGAGGAGCUGGUUAUGAUGCUAACGGACACAGUACAUGGAGAGCUGAAGGACAAAGUGGGUCCAGAGGAUGUGCUGGGCGACAGCCAGCUAGAAGAGCUGCAAUAUGCCCUUAACGAGGCCGCCAGGAGGAUCCUGAAAACCAACCGGAUGGAGAGACUGGAGAGGAGGGUCAAAAGGGCGAUCGAAAAGACCCUCAUUGCUCCACAGGUGGAGAAAAUGUCUGAGGAUGAACAGGACUUCUGGAAGAAACUUCUUGAGCGAUACCUAGCACCUAUUGUUGAUGACAAAGCCCAUAAAGAGGAGGUGACAAGGGAACUGAAAUCACUGCGGAACAAGGCAGUGUUUUUGUAUUUCAUUCUCAACGUUUUGUGGGUCGUGGCCACCUUCUUUUUACAAGCCAUUGGAAAUGAUGUGAUCAGCAUUAAGAUCGUGAAAUACUGGCCAAACGGCACAGCAUCAGGAGAUUACUUGAAGGUGGAACCCGUCAGUCUCAUGUUCCUCUUGUCAUUUGCUGUCCUUCUGAUCGUGCAGUUCCUGGCUAUGCUUUACCACAGAGUGUACACUCUCAUCCAUGUGGUGUCAUACAGAAGCACAGAAAAAGACUACAUUCCUAGAGAUGAGGAGGAUGAGGAUGGGUUGACUCUUGAGAACCAGAUUGCCAAUGGCCUUGUGAUCACCAGUGAUGACUUGUAAAACUAUCUUCCUGAAAGUUUCAUCAAAUCAAAGUCUGGCUUUGUGAAGUUCAUUGCAACUUCAUGCUAUUUAUGACAAACAGAAUUCAGAUCUGGCAGGAAAAUGGUUAUUAUACUGGGGCCGUCUAAUAUGAAAUGUUACUACUUGUAUUACAGUGGACAAAUUCUUCAGUUUUCAACUGAAAACAAAUGUAAUUUUAUCGAAUAACAGUAAGUCUUAGAUCUAUAAAUAUAAUUAUUGUAAUUCAGCCAUUUUGCAUGUAUUUAAUGGGGAAACGGACAGCACAUCGCAUGGAAGGAAAAAACAUUGGGCCAGUAACUGAAAGGUUGCUGGUCCAAUUACCUGAGCUGAAAUGGAAAAAGAAAUAUGUUUUGUCCUUGAGCAAUACACUUAAUCCUAACAGCUCCUGCACAUUUAUCUUUAUGAGUGGUAAUUCAAUUAACAAAAUGCCUAAAAUGUAAACAUACGUUAUUAUGAUCAGAAUCAUUAAACACAGCCAGAGAUCUUCACAUACUGUACAUACAGUAUUUCUAGAGCAAGAAUGGCCUCAAUUUUUUAAGGGAAAAGGACUUUUACUAAAUACACCGCUCCAAACCUACGCAUCCGAGGAAAAGACAUACAGGCUUCUUUUGUUGAAAAGACAGGUUUAGAGAUUUUCCACUGACGGACAAUGUAACACAUAUUGUGAACACGAAGACAUUUUACUAGUAUUUGUACCAAAAUAUUUAUGAUAUUAAAUGUGUGAUGACCGCC
Messenger RNA from Esox lucius (northern pike), 5126 nucleotides. RefSeq names its product chitin synthase 1 (gene chs1). Lineage: Eukaryota; Metazoa; Chordata; Actinopteri; Esociformes; Esocidae. The coding region runs from base 72 to 4373 and encodes 1433 amino acids. The record is from RefSeq and is a predicted model, not a curated record. Gene Ontology annotation, cellular component: cell septum; cell periphery. The transcript is spliced from 19 exons. Gene Ontology annotation, molecular function: chitin synthase activity.